Molecule: messenger RNA, 3252 nt
Organism: Gopherus flavomarginatus (Mexican gopher tortoise)
Lineage: Eukaryota; Metazoa; Chordata; Testudines; Testudinidae
Gene: GLOD5
Product: glyoxalase domain containing 5
Exons: 4
Coding region: 95-571 (158 amino acids)
Source: RefSeq, a predicted model, not a curated record
CCAGCACAGCUCAGCUCUGGGGACCAGGAAGUGGUUAGCUGAAGAGGACAGCGUUCUUUCAGGCUCUUUUGCUGAGCUUGCCUGUCUUCACUGCAUGCAGUCUCUGGUUCCUGGCUUUCAGAUGAUGUCCUGGCAAGAGAAGCAUGAGGGCCCCCAUCCAUGUCUUAUCCGUCAACUGGAUCACCUGGUGCUGACUGUGAAGAGCAUUGAGGACACCAUAGGCUUUUAUUCCAAAGUCCUGGGUAUGGAAGUGGUCACUUUCAAGGGCAACCGGAAAGCGCUACGUUUCGGGAACCAAAAGUUUAACCUCCAUGAGGCUGGGAAGGAGUUUGAACCCAAGGCUCGCAGACCAGUUCCUGGUUCCACAGACGUCUGCCUGAUCACAGACACCUCGCUAGACCAGCUAGUGGGACACCUGAAGGCCUGUGGUGUGACUAUUGAAGAAGGCCCAGUGCCCAGAACUGGUGCCAUUGGUCCAAUCACAUCCAUCUACUUCCGAGACCCAGAUGAAAACCUGAUUGAGGUUUCCACCUACAGCACUGAUUUGGCUAUCGACGGAGUGAAGCAUUAGCCACAAUCCUCCUUUCACACACACACCCCAACCUCCUCAACACUAGAGGCAAGCAAAGAAGGCUGUGAUUUUUCUUUGUUCAUUUGCAGUGCAUUGCAGGAUGGGGUUUGAGAAGACAUCAGUUUGUGCCCAUGUCCAUUCGGCCAGGCUCCUGAUAUAGUGGGACAUAUCAGGCAUCAUCCCCAAAGGAAACCUGCACAACACAUUCAAAAGAUGAGCCAGGGCUUGGAGCUUAAAUUCAUGUCUUCUAGACACUAAAAAUCAGGGACUGAACAGAGAUACUGGAUUUAUGACUUAUUACAACAAUCUGCUACCCACUAACUCCCCCCACUUUUUGUCCUAUGACUGCAGAGGUGUUAACUCUACCUUGAAAAGUCCCGUGCAAUAUGUGCUAACUACUUAUGCUAAACAAUCGGUUCCACCGUUCAUUUGCAGUGAUGCUGGGAGCACCUUUCCCAGCCCUGAAGAAGAGCUCUGUGUGGCUCACAGCCUGGCUUUCCCACCAACAGACGUUUUCCUAGAUGGUAAAUUCCCUGGGGCAGGGACUAUCUUUUUGUUCUGUGUUUGUACGGCACCUAGUGCAGCGGGGUCCUGAUCCAUGAAUGGUGCUUUGAAGCGCUAAUGGAAUGCAACUUCUAAAGCAAUACUAAGUAGGGCCCUACCAAAUUCACGGUCCAGCAGCAACACAGAAGUAAGGAUGGCAUGGUAUGGUAUUGUCACCCAUACUUCUGCUCGGCUGCCUGCAGAGCUGGGCCCUCAGUCAGCAGCCACCACUCUCCAGCCGCCCAGCUCUGAAGGCAGCAGUGCAGAAGGAUGACCUGGUAUGGUAUUGCCAUCCCCACCUUCAGAAAUGGGCACCCUGCCAACAGGCACCACUCUCCAGCCAUCCAGCUCUGAAGGCAGCACAGAAGUAAGGGUGGCAGUAUCAUGACCCCACCCCCACCCCAGAAUAACUUUGUGACUCCUCUGCAAUUCCCUUUUGGGUCAGGACAGCCAAUUUGAGAAAUGUUGAUCUCCCCUGUGAAAUCUGUACAGUAUAGGGUAAAAGCACACAAAAGAGCAGAUUUCACGGUAGGAGAUUUCAUGGUCCGUGAUACAGUUUUCAUGGCCAUGAAUUUAGUAGGGUCCUAAUAAUAAGGGCCAGUGUGUAGGAGACUCAAGUAUGAAUCAACCACUAGAUGGCAGCAUUGCUUAAAGUCGUCUCUGAAAGUGACAGUAGCUGCUGAGCUAGCUGGAGACCAGAAUCAGCCCAUCAAAGGAAAUUAUAUAGGGCCAGAUCCUCUGCUGGUGUAAUUUGGUGUAGCUCCAAAGCAGGAUCUGGCCUGUUAACUGGUCUGCAGGGCUCGGGACAAGGGCUGGAUGAGCCUGGGAUAUGGAGCUUUUCAGCAUAGUCACUCGUUCACUUCAUCCCGUUAUUGAAUGCUGCUUGGUCGUAUAUGUCAAACGCUUUGGUGGAUCUCCGAUCUGUUCCCUGCAGAUGGGAGAGACUGCACAGAAAGUGUCCCUGAGACCUCAGACUCUUGCUUCCUGCUCCUCAAAUCCCCACAAGGCAAGAGAAUCCCUGCCCGGAGGAGAUUACAAUGGCACAUGGCAGUACAGAGAUUGCAUGCCAGACAGCCCGGUUUCAAGGGCUAAGUAAGUGGCUGAUUUGGUUGAUAUGUAGAGGCAUAAAGGAGAAGGGGGAGGGGAAGGGUAGGUGAAGCAUGGAAAGGAGUAUGUUUGCUCAAAGCAGAGCAGGCUCUAUUAAAAUUAAAAGGCGUGGCGAUGGUAGCAGAGAAAGGAAUGCCUGAGGAUUGGGAAGAGCACAGAGAAUGAAAGCGGGGGGAGGAGGAUAUAAACAAGGCUUCUAAGGACUGGCCGUGCCUGGACUCUUGCUGACUGGGAGUGAGACACUGGUAGAAAGUGCUCAGAUCUCCCUGGUUGGAUAAGAGCAGGGGCCUCGAACAAGUGUGUGCUUAGUGACAGCCACUGCCACAUGCAAAAUCUGAGCCCCCAAGGUGAGAUUUCAGGUUCAGAGGGAAUCAUCAGCCUUCUCAGGCUGACCGGAAGCUGCUAAAAUUCUCAAAUUCCCACCAAAAACAGUUAUGCCCAACUUGGCCUGUUCAUUAGUCUCUGAUCGAGACAGACUUAGUGCUGGGAUAGCAGCAAGUGCCCUAGGCCAGCACUGAGGUGCAUGGCAGCUUUAUGGGGCAGCACUUCAAUGGUCAGGAUGGAGGUGCACUGGCAGAGCUGUGUGGGUGGAGCCCAGGGCUGGCAGAGCAGAGGGUGCUGCAGAUUACAGCUUUGUGGGAAGUUUGCAUGUCCCCUCGCCAACCUCUGCCUGACUCUAGCCAGCACUAAUGGUCCUUGUGUAUGAGCAUUAACUUCAGAGAUAAGAUGAGCAAAGAAAUACCUUUGAUUGGACUCUGCUUCUGUUGGCGAAAGUCACAAGCUAUCGAGCUCCACAGCGCUCUUCUGCCUGCCUGGGAAAGGUAAUCAGAGGGCAUGUCUACAUUACAAUGUUAAGUCCAUGUAAGGGAGCUCAGUGCAUACACAUUACAGUUUUCCUCCUGCCACUGUAACUUACCCGCUACGUUGACCUAGUAAAGCCACCUCAGCGAGAAGCAUAAGGCUUAGGUGGACAUAGCUCAGGCGAUGCAGUGUCUGUAAGGACACUGUGUUCCUUGCAUCACCUGUUAGCA